This is a messenger RNA of Aphanomyces astaci, 384 nucleotides long. RefSeq lists its product as hypothetical. The coding region runs from base 1 to 384 and encodes 127 amino acids. NCBI's taxonomy places the organism in Eukaryota, Oomycota, Saprolegniomycetes, Saprolegniales, Verrucalvaceae. The transcript is spliced from 2 exons. The record is from RefSeq and is a predicted model, not a curated record.
AUGGCCCAGUACAUCUGUAAGGGUUACCAAAUGUCGCCGUACAAGGUGUUGAUUGUGAUUGGGUGGUCGUUCAAGGUCCUCUUUGGCCUGUUGUCGGAUUGCGUCCCCAUCUACGGCUAUCGUCGCAAGUCGUGGAUUUUGAUCGGGUGGACCAUCAAAAUGAUCAUUUUGAGUGUGCUGGCGUUUUCGCCGUUCGGCGGGCCGUUUUGCAACCGCGAAAAGACCAAGUAUUGUGGUACGCCGUUGGAAAAGGUGCCAGAGCCCGAGCUUGCGUCGGACGCGAUGAUGGUCGAGUACGCCCAGCGAGAACCCGUUGCCAUCCGUGGCCGCAUCCAGAAGGCGAACCCCUCAACAACUCGAUGGCUAGCAUCUUGGGCAACUUGA